GCCUGGGUUCCCCCCGGAAGAUACAGAAACCUCUCAUCUCACACCUGACAAACUCACUGCAGCAAAUACAGGGCUGGCAGCCUUCCCAGAUCCUGGUGCGCUGUGACAUUGCUGCCUUGCAGGAGGUGCGGGAUGCAACGGGGAACGCUGUGCAGGCCCUGCUGUGGGAGCUGAACAGGUAUGACCCAUCCCACAGCUACGCCCAGCUGGGCAGCCGGAGACUCGGCCGUGGGACCUACAAAGAGCAGAUCGUCUUCGUGUAUCGCCAUCAGGGACUUUGUGCUGCUCUCGCAUCAUGCCAGCCCCCGGAACGCACCCCACGAGAUCCAUCAGCUCCACCGGGUCUGCCAGGAACUGAGCCAGCGCUGGGGAACCCAGAACGUGAUGGUGCUGGGGGACUUAAACGCAGGGGGGUCCUAUGUUCCCCCCAGCACUUGGGGGUCCAUCCAGCUGCGCUGGGAUCCCCGCUUCCACUGGCUGAUUGGGGAUGGUGUCGAUACCACAGUGCGAGCCCGGACCCACUGUGCCUAUGACAGGAUCGUGGUUCAGGGGGACGAGCUGCUCAGAGCCGUGGUGCCCGGCUCGGCCAAAGCGUACAACUUCGCCAGGAGCCUGGGGCUGUCAGAAGAGGAGGCCCUGCAGGUCAGCGACCAUUACCCCGUGGAGGUGAACCUGCGCCUGGCCAGCCGGACCCCACAGGAGCUGUGAGAGGACCUGCCUCCAGCCCCAUCCAGCGGGGGGCUCAAGCUGCCCCCCAGAAGCCCCCAAGCCGUAGCAUCAGAGUUCAGUUACUCAGCCUCCCCCCCA
Gopherus flavomarginatus (Mexican gopher tortoise) is the source of this 807-nucleotide messenger RNA. RefSeq names its product deoxyribonuclease gamma-like. The transcript has 7 exons. NCBI's taxonomy places the organism in Eukaryota, Metazoa, Chordata, Testudines, Testudinidae. Gene Ontology annotation, biological process: DNA catabolic process. Bases 181 to 708 code for a protein of 175 amino acids. Gene Ontology annotation, cellular component: nucleus. The record is from RefSeq and is a predicted model, not a curated record. Gene Ontology annotation, molecular function: DNA nuclease activity.